UUCAGAUUGCGUAUUAUGGGAUGUGCUGAAUUAAAAAAAGCAGGGGAGGACGAGGGGGCCACAAAAAUCUGAAAUAAGAGGCGGGGAUCGCAGAACCAUGGAGCUCUCUGCCGUGGGCGAGAGCGUCUUUGCAGCGGAGUCGAUCCUAAAGCGCAGAAUCAGACGGGGUCGCUGGGAAUAUCUGGUCAAAUGGAAAGGCUGGUCUCUGAAGUACAGCACCUGGGAGCCCGAGGAGAACAUCCUGGACCAGCGGCUGAUCGCUGCCUUCGAGCAAAGAGAACGCGAACGAGAACAGUUCGGGCCAAAAAAGAGAGGACCCAAACCCGAGACCUUUCUGCUGAAGGCCAAAGUCAAAGAGCGGACGUAUGAAUUCAGAAAAGAGUCUGCGAAGGAAGUCCAGGAGCCGGUCAGAACUCCGCGGGCCCGUGAGGGUCUGCGCGCUGUGGUCCCCACCCUCUUCCCACCCAGCACAGUCAACCGAGGUGAAAGUGUUCACUACCCACCUCUGGAUACAGAAUUCAGGCCAAGAAAAGUGUCUGCCGCUGGAGCUGCCAAAAAGAGGGGGCGCAAACCAAAGGCGUAUCAAGGGGCCCAGGACGGCCGGACGGGGCUUCUCCUUAAGAAAAGGAGGUUGUCAGAUCCGUCUUUCAAACCAUCCAGUCGCAUUCCUGAUCUCAGAGAGACGCCAGAGCUUAUCCAACUGACCAGGAAGUUUCAGGAGAAGACCACUAUCAGUCCGAAAUCCAGCCAUGAGCACCGAUGCAAGGGGCCGUCGUACACCUGCACGUUCCCUCCAGGUGGCCAGGAGGGACUCAGAACUUUGGUGCAGACAUCUGCUGGGCGUCUGAAGGACUUCUCUUUUUCCCAAAGCAUUUCAUCACAGGAACUGGGCUCCUCCUGGAGGCCCAGAUGCAGCCAUCUGGGCGCCGUGACGGUGACUGACAUCACCUUUAACCUCCUGACUGUCACUUUUAAAGAGAACAGCACCGACAAAGGCUUCUUCAGAGAUACAAGAUGAAGGAAACUAUCCAGUGAUCAGGUCUGUUCCACUUGUCUUUGUAACACCACUUACAGAAUGCUGCUUAUUUACAGGAACACAUUUCAGAUGAACUUUUCAAACGGCCAGUUUUAAUACUGUAUGCUUAAAUCAAAGCCUCCUACUGAUGAUUCCUUUAUUGUGCCACUAUAUGUUGGAUCAAUAAAAAGGGAAAUCUGAA
Messenger RNA from Synchiropus splendidus (mandarinfish), 1217 nucleotides. It is a transcript of the gene cbx8a, whose product is annotated as chromobox homolog 8a (Pc class homolog, Drosophila). Bases 98 to 1018 code for a protein of 306 amino acids. The record is from RefSeq and is a predicted model, not a curated record. The transcript is spliced from 5 exons. NCBI's taxonomy places the organism in Eukaryota, Metazoa, Chordata, Actinopteri, Syngnathiformes, Callionymidae.